AUGUAUACCCUCCUUUAUGAUUCAUACUUAUUAGAACAAUGGAUAACUCUCGGAAGCAACUACUACUACUCUGAAUUUUGGAGAAAUCUAAACAACUCUUAGAUCCCAUCUUAGAGAAACUCUCAUCUUUUAGAUUAAAAGACUAAUAAUAAAAGCUCAAAUCUAUAUCACCCUAAUAAUGAGUAAAAUUCUAUAAGCUAGAAUAUUUAUCAUUCAGCUGAUAAGCACGAUAUUAGAUCGUUAAGCAAUAAAAGCAAAUCAAAUCUUGGUCAUCAGAUUAUUAUUGCAGGAGACGAUAAUCUUAUCUAAAAGUUUAGCUUCAAUAGCAGCAAUAGCUAGCAGUCUAAAACUAGAAAGGCUAGAUAUAGAUAAACUUUAAUGACAUUUUUAUAAAUUACUAAGUAUAGUAAAAACUGCAACCUCAAUCCAGCAUUAGUUAAAGUAAAGGUAGUUCUGCUAAGCUCGCCUCUUGGCAAGUAUAUUAAGACAGAUGGCAGGAGAGCAUUAAAUAAACAGACUGUUGAAUAUUAACAAGAUUUAAAAAGACAUUUACCAGAAAAUGUUACAAAGAUUAGUGAAAGAUAAGAUGAGGAAUCUCCGUUAAGAGGUACUACUAGCAGAUAGAUAGUAACUUAGACAGGUAGAGAAAGCAGACCCAAGUUUAUCAGGAGUUCUGGCAGCCAGACGAAUCACAGCUUUGAAGUUAGAUCAAAUCAAAGAAUGAAUUCAUCUUCAAUUAAAUAAAGACUGAACACAUCAUAAAAUGUCACAAGAAAGCCCAUACACCCAAAGACAUCUGUAUUUAUGCAGUCAAAUCCUUACCAGUCAAUUUAAAAUCAAAUAUCUAAGGGAAGAAAAUUGAUUCUGAAUAUGCAUUAGAAUUAUGAUCACAUUGAAUAGCUAAAGGCACUAGAGAACAUUAUUUCAAAAAUAAAGGAUUGA
Messenger RNA from Stylonychia lemnae, 942 nucleotides. Lineage: Eukaryota; Ciliophora; Spirotrichea; Sporadotrichida; Oxytrichidae. The record is from the annotation of a GenBank genome assembly.